UCGAAUUAUCCCAGAGUUCAUUUGAUUUGGGUGUGCAGUGGUAGACAGGAGCAGGAGUAUACUAACUAUAUUAUCAAGCUUCAGACCUAGAUAUAAUUCAAUAGAACUCAUUCAAUUACUUCAGCUAACAAUCUUAUAGUGAGAUUUAUUCAGCAGAUAAUUUUAUAAAGGAUUUAAUAACUGGGUGCAGUGCGGCCUGCUUUCAUAUUCUCGGCCUUACAGGCUUCAGGGACUAGUUCUCCUCGUCCUUCUCCUGUUGUUGUUGUUGUUGUUGAUGAUGGAGUACUCCUACCUGCAACAGCCUGGGUUUGAUACCGGCUGCAAUAUAACCGGCAUGCCGGUCACAGAGCCAAGUAACUUUUACAGUGAUUUGACUUCCUGCGGUCAGAUGAUGUCCGCUGCCGGUCAAUAUUACAGAAGCAGCGCAGCAGCUGCUGCUCAGAUGCGUAGCGUUUAUAAUCCAGCAGGUAUGCCACCCAGUGGAGGACAGUACAGUGUAAUGGGACGUCAUCAAGAUCCAAGGAGCUCUAUGUUUGGAUCCUCUAUCAAUCUUAAUGGGCUCCCCUACAAGAUGUAUCCAGGCCAUGAUGGAGUUCUCACUGAAAAGAGGAAGCAGAGAAGAAUAAGAACAACAUUUACUUCAGCUCAGCUUAAAGAGCUUGAGAGGGCAUUCCAGGAAACACAUUACCCGGAUAUAUAUACAAGAGAGGAGAUUGCAAUGAAGAUUGAUCUAACUGAAGCUCGAGUUCAGGUUUGGUUUCAGAACAGGAGAGCAAAGUUCAGGAAAACUGAAAGAUUGAACCAACAGAAAGGUUCCCAGGAUGGAAACGGAAACAAUAACAACCGUGGAGGUAGCCCCACAAAUAUAAAGUCUGAAGGGGGCCGAGGGAGCCCCUGUGAAAGGGGAGGAGAGGGAAAGGAUGGAAGGACUCCCUCUCCUAUAGGAGAAGCAGCUAUAUCCCCCUGUCCAAGGAGUCCGCAUAAUAAUGGUUUAAUGAAAGAUGACCGCAACAAAUGGUCUCCCCUUGCUACAGUAAACUCUGCCCCACUCGGUAGCCUGCCUCCCCAGCCCCCCUCCCCAAGCAAACACUUGGCUCCGCCCCCCAUGUCUGGUCACUACACAAGCAACCACGGAGCCUACCAUCCCUCCGGGAGCUUCUCCUCCCCCCUGACCGCCCUCCUGGGGACCGGGUCCCACUACCUCUUCAACUCAGAGUCCAAGGGUCCUACAGUCCAGAUUUUCUAGUCCGUCAAACAUAGAGGUUGAGGAACCCGUCCUCUUUAGAUAAACAUAUAUUUGUUCUACCCCCCCUACCCCCACCCUGAAUCCUUUCAUAGAUUAUAACCUAAAUUAGAUGUGUACAAAACCCCCAUAUUUCCUUUUCAUGUAUGUACCGUGUACAUUGGGUCCAGUAUUGUGUACAUAAAACGGAGAAAAAUUGUUUAUAACCUUGUACAACUGAAUUUUACAGAAUAAUUCAUUAUUUACUAUGUUGACCUUGCCAUUUGUAAAUAUGUUUAUUUGCA
Eurytemora carolleeae is the source of this 1527-nucleotide messenger RNA. RefSeq names its product paired mesoderm homeobox protein 2B. Lineage: Eukaryota; Metazoa; Arthropoda; Copepoda; Calanoida; Temoridae. Bases 275 to 1246 code for a protein of 323 amino acids. The record is from RefSeq and is a predicted model, not a curated record. Gene Ontology annotation, biological process: regulation of transcription by RNA polymerase II. Gene Ontology annotation, molecular function: DNA-binding transcription factor activity, RNA polymerase II-specific; RNA polymerase II transcription regulatory region sequence-specific DNA binding. The transcript is spliced from 9 exons.